Molecule: messenger RNA, 1023 nt
Organism: Trichomonas vaginalis G3
Lineage: Eukaryota; Parabasalia; Trichomonadida; Trichomonadidae
Product: negative regulation of peptidyl-cysteine S-nitrosylation
Exons: 1
Coding region: 1-1023 (340 amino acids)
Source: RefSeq, a predicted model, not a curated record
AUGGAAAUUGACGGAGUUGUGUAUGGCGAUGGCAAUGAACAAGAAGAGAAAAAAAUUUCUGGCCUUUUUGAUAUAGACAAUCAUCAAGAUUGCCCUUGCUAUGCAUAUUAUACAGAGAGUACUUUAAUAUUCGAAUUUGCUGCAGAAUUGUUUGAUAAAAAACCACUUUAUCAUAUUAAUUUACUUGGAAUAAUUGAUUCUUCAAUCAUACCACACUUUUCUCAUCAAAAUGUCCAGAAUAUUGAAGAAAUUGAAGCUGAUUAUGCGGCUGCGAUUCUAAUCAUUGAUUUCUUAGAAGAUAUUCAUGAUAAGAAGUCCCUCAAAACCGCAUGUUUUACAGGAAUGAGAAAAGAUUUAAUCAAUUUACGUGAAGGAUUUAUUUUGAUUUCAGAUUUGAUUCAGAAGAGCUUCAAUUACCGCAUUCCAGAUAUAUCAUCAAUGAAUGCAUCUAAUAAGAACAAUGAUUUCAAGAAAAAGCAAUAUAAUACUUUUCGCUUAAUUGGACGAUCAAUGAUCUUCAAUACAUACGAAAUUGAUAUUAUUCGCUAUGCAUUACCAUAUCGCGAACGAUUUUGCACUUGGAAGCUUCUUUAUUCAGCGAAUGAAGAUGGUGUUUCAUUAACAUCUCUUUUUUCCAAAGCAAGGAAGAAACUCCAUUUAAUGCUAUUCCUUAUUGCUGAUGACCAAACAAAAUAUGGCGCUUUUCUGACUCAAGGAUUGAAAAUUGAAAAUGAAUAUUAUGGAAGCGGUGAAAUGUUCGUUUUCACAGCAAAACCAUACUUAACACUUUACAAAUGGUCAGGAAAGAACUAUAAUUUUACAACAGCAACAAAAACAGGAAUCAGCAUUGGUACAGGACCAAAUGGAGCUGCAAUCUUCAUUGGCGAAGCAUUAGAGUAUGGAUUCUCCGACCCUUCAACGACAUUUGACUCUCCAUCACUUACCACAGCUCCAAAAGUCAAGAUUCUUAAUGCAGAACUCUGGGAAGUUAGGAAUCAAAAUAUUCAAGCGGAGAAUUUGUAA